AUGCAACGCGUUCUAGCCUCUCUCUCUAUCUACAGAUAUAUAAUUUCAAUAAACAAUAUUGUCAAGUUAAUCUUUAUUUAUUUCAUUAUAUUUAUUUUAAUUAAUAUUAAUAAAGAGAAACGGUUAAAAACGUUAUCAUUGACUAGUCUUAUUUCAGCAUCCCAUCCGCUUUUAGCGAAUGUGGAUGCUUUUUCAUCAUCGAUUUCAUUAAAAUGUUGUUCACAUUCUCGUUCUCGAAUAUCUUGUCAUUUGAAUUAUUCAAAAGCAACAUCAUUGUUACAAGAACAAACAACAGUUGGUGCUGCACUUUUUUCAAAUAGUUCUCUUGAUUAUUUAUGUUCAAUGUAUAGUAUAAAUCUAUUUGCAAUAAUUUCUUCAUCUUGUCCAAUAUUACCUACGGUUCAUUCUUCUCCUGAACAAAUAAUUCGUGUUUGUGAAACAUUAGAAGAAAAUGGUGAUAUUAACAGAUUAGGAAGACUUAUUUGGUCAUUACAACUUUCACCAACAUCAUCAAAUAUAUUAUUUGAACAUGAAAGUAUUUUACGUGCACGUGCUAUUGUUGCUUUUCAUUUGGAUAAUUAUCAAGAACUUUAUCAUUUAUUAAAAAAUUAUAAAUAUAAACGUGAUUAUCAUACGAAAUUACAAAUAAUCUGGAUAGAAGCACAUUAUCAAGAAGCUGAAAAAUUACGUGGAAGACCAUUAGGACCAGCAAGAAUAAAAUUUCGAGAUAUAUUGAAUAUUAUUAUUUAA
This is a messenger RNA of Rotaria sp. Silwood2, 750 nucleotides long. The record is from the annotation of a GenBank genome assembly. Lineage: Eukaryota; Metazoa; Rotifera; Eurotatoria; Philodinida; Philodinidae.